GCUUCUGCCGCUAUCGAUUGCGCGAGCGGCGAUUGCAAGUAUCUUGGUGUGCCGUACUUGACUUGUACUGCUUUAUCAAUACUCCCCCAGAGCAGCUCCAAAAUCACCCAGCUGCAAUUAAAAAUCAGCAGACAACAUGGCAUCUGGAGCUCCCCCAAACGGCCCUCCCAUGGUCCUCGAACCCCAAAUAGGCCCCGACGGGGAGCCCAUCGGAGGACCAAGGACGCCCCAACAGAUUGCCGCGCAGAAAAGGCUGCAGCAGACGCAGGCACAAGUUGAUGAGGUGGUUGAUAUCAUGAAGACCAAUGUGGAGAAGGUGCUGGAGCGUGAUCAGAAACUUUCAGAGCUUGACGACAGAGCGGAUGCGCUGCAACAAGGAGCCUCGCAGUUUGAACAGCAAGCAGGAAAGCUCAAGAGGAAAUUCUGGCUGCAAAAUUUGAAGAUGAUGAUUAUUAUGGGAGUCAUUGGCCUCGUGAUUAUUGCGAUCCUCGUGUCCAAGUUCAUGCCCGAUCAGCCUCAGCAGCCCGGCUACCCACCUGGCAUGUACCCACCCAUGCAAAUGCCUCCAGUCCAACAAGCACCAGCAGUAGCAGCAGCAGCGGCCCCAGCCGCAGCCCCUACCAAGGGCGCCUAAUCGCAGACACAGACCUCUAUCCACUUUAAUUCAUUUUACUGCGUGGUUUCUAUUAUUGUAUCAAUGUCUCGACCACAUGUACAACCAAUUACCACCGAACCCUUGGGUCUGUAUCUGUGAAAAAGGAAGAAAAAUUAACUCGGCCGCUCUCCUUCACUGUCGUUGGUAGCCACAUUUUCCUCCAAAUUCUAGACCCGGGCAUGAAAAAAAGAUCUCUCUAAUAAAUUCAAUAAAACUAGUUGUUUACUGAGCAAAAUUUACGAAAAGAAGAAGUCAUCAACACCACUUAUAAAAAUACCCAGAAAAUUGUGUGUUUUUGUGUACAUUUUUGACGGAAUAUGUGCGCCGAGUCGGCUUUCAGAGCGCCGACUUUGCUCCAUACAAGUCCCGCGUUUCCGCUCCCCGCGUGUCCAAAUCGAAUUUUGCAGUUCCGAGGAGUUCGGCCGUCAGUCAAUUGGCCUAAGACUUAAUAUCUAAGAGUUGGGAAAGAGCAGCGCCGCACUUCUCGAAACGACAUUUACAGCACGCUGGGGUGCGCGAAAUAAUUAAAUACAAUAAAAGAAACGGACUCCAUCAGAUGUGUACUUUUUGCACUGUGUAAUUGAAACAAUAUGCGCAGGGGCCACUGGCGGCGUCGGGUCGGCCGAGCGCCGCGAGUCGGCCCGCAGGUUUAUCGGUGUACUUAUGAAAAAAGCGAAAUAAAAUGAGACUCAUUCUGUACAAUAGGUGAAUGAAUGUAGAGUCUGUAGAGACUUUGAUUAUCAAGGAUGUAAUCACAGAGCGUCACUGAAUGUUGCAUAAUUCAUUAAUUCCGUUAUGGCCCGAAUGAUAAUACACAACACACACGAGCUGAUUGAAUCCUUAUUGUUUGCCGUUUUUUGUAUUCCUCGAUUUGCCUGACGAGAAAAACAUAUAAAAUGUGUGUGUACUUAAAUAUAAUUACCAUGAUUAAAAGUUUAAUAGUCUUGAGGGUCUUAAGGGAAGACUCGUUGUUGUAUAAUAAGGAGCGAGAGCAAGUUAUAUAUAUAUUUAAAAAAAAAAGAAGGAACAAUUACAUGUACACACCACUAUAAUACCGAUUUUCAACUUGGAUAAUUUUCUUGUUUGGUGCGGUUCACAGCUCUUCAACGACGCUAUGUAAAACUAUUCAGGCGCACUGUGCUGUUAUCACGAGGUACAUUUAUUACAAUGUUGACUAUUUAAAAGAUGUGUAUAUCACUAGGGUAUUAUUCCGUUAGACAACACACACGCUGCAGGUAAUGAAUUACACACUAAAAACUUAAAUUCGUGGCGGCAGGUGAGAUUUUAAAUUUAAAAAAGAAUGAAAACGUCUCUUUAAGAGCAGUUUGACUAUUUGAGGGAAAAGAGUGUAACAGACACAACCACACACGCUGUAAAUUAUAAAUAUAUACAAGACCGACGACGCAUGUAGGUAACGAGAAUUAAUAAAUCAACAAAUACAGAGACACAUAAUGGGCGCUAUAUCAUGUUACCAUCAUGUUACAUUACCAUAAUAGGCUUAUUAACUAUUAUUGGAUUCAUUCAUUUGUGCUGCCCCUUAUUAUUAUAUUAUUGAUUACUAUUAUUAUCGAUUAAAUAAUGUAAAUGAGAUAUAUAACAAUAAAACCAGAACAUAAUAUAUCA
Messenger RNA from Neocloeon triangulifer, 2278 nucleotides. Its product is annotated as neuronal synaptobrevin-like. Gene Ontology annotation, molecular function: syntaxin binding; SNAP receptor activity. Bases 137 to 634 code for a protein of 165 amino acids. The record is from RefSeq and is a predicted model, not a curated record. Gene Ontology annotation, cellular component: plasma membrane; SNARE complex. Gene Ontology annotation, biological process: vesicle fusion; vesicle-mediated transport. Lineage: Eukaryota; Metazoa; Arthropoda; Insecta; Ephemeroptera; Baetidae. The transcript is spliced from 6 exons.